UCACACACCACUGUGUCCAUAGGGUACUGUCUAGAUCUACAGUACAACUACAUCAUAACAGAUACAACAUCAACCUCAGGCUUUAUUUUUGCUAUUUCAAGACCUACUGUAUAUCAACCACAUAACCUUCAAAAUGCACAGAAAAGAUCAGAUCUGUCAUGAUGACUACCAGAAGACAGCCAGCUGGCUCCUGUCCCAGACGCAGCACAGGCCCAAAGUGGCCAUCAUCUGUGGCUCCGGACUGGGCAUGCUGGCUGAUGCUCUCAAGUGCCAGGACUCCGUUCCUUACUCCGACAUCCCUGGGUUCCCACAGAGCACAGUGCAAGGACAUGCUGGCAGACUGGUGUUUGGGGAACUAAAAGGAAAGACGUGUGUUUGCAUGCAGGGCCGUUUCCAUAUGUAUGAGGGACACUCACUCUGUAAGACUACCUUUCCUGUGCGGGUAUUUAAGCUCUUGGGGGUGGAGACCCUGAUUGUGACCAAUGCAGCAGGCUCACUGGCAGACAGCUACCAGGUUGGGGACAUCAUGAUCAUCAAAGAUCACAUCAACUUCCCCGGCCUGGCUGGGCUCAAUCCCCUCAGUGGACCCAAUGAUGACAAGUUUGGUCCCCGGUUCCCUCCCAUGUCUGGUGUGUAUGACAAGAACCUGCGGAAAAUAGCCUUUGACCUCUGUAAGAGCAUGGACGUCUCUCAAUUUGUCCAGGAGGGGGUUUACUGUAUGGUGGGAGGGCCCAACUUCGAGACCAUCGCAGAGGCCAGACUUCUUCACAGACUAGGGGUGGACGCUGUGGGAAUGAGCACAGCACCAGAGGUGGUGGUAGCCACACAAUGUGGCAUGAGGGUGUUUGGCCUCUCUCUCAUCACAAACAAGGUGGUCAAGAGCUAUGACGACACUGAGUCAGUCAACCACGAAGCUGUUCUGGAGGUCAGCAAACUGCGCUCGCAAAUGCUGCAGACGCUGGUCACCGAGCUGGUCAGCCGGAUGUACAUCAACAACAACGCGGUCUGAACUGAAGAGACCAAGACGAGAUGAGACAUUCAAACCUGUCAACUUGUCAAGAUGAAAACAUUCAACAUUCCACAGCGACCCGACCAAUGUUACAUCUGAAAUGGCACAGUAUUCCCAAUUCAGUGCACUACUUUUGACCAGAGCCCAUGGCACCCUAUUUCCUAUAAGUAGUACACUAUAGGGUGCCAUUUCAGAUGCACAACAAGAAUCUCAAGAGGAUUUGACAAAAUCACUCAAAAUCUUGCAGCUACUGGCCUAUUAUGCAAACAUGGUGCCCAGGUCAAUGUCUUGAAUAUUGUUUGGGUUAAAUCAACAAUAAUCUCAUCUGUUCAGUCUGUAAAUAUUGUACAAAAUUGUGUAACUUUAUACUGUCAUUUGUAUUUUGUGAUAUCACAACUGAUGUUUAUCUGUUGUAUAUUUUUUAUUUGUUCUGUAAACAGGUUCUCUCAAAUGGACAACUUUUUACAACCUGUUAUUUUUCAGCUGUAUUAACUCAUCUUUCUAUCCACAAUUAUGUGCUAAUACUUGUUCACAGAUAAUAAGAUAAACAUAUAAAAGUGAAAGAUUAUAAUGCAGCUCUAUGUAUGAUGAAACAUGACGUAUUACAAAUCAAUGUCACAUAUUCAGAUAAUUUUAUAGAUUAAUAUAAUUGUGCACAUUUAUAUUUAAGAUAUUGCAGAAUGGUGCUUUUAAUUCAUGUAAAAUACAAUCUGUAUUUUAAUUGUAUUGUUACUCAACUUUUGUCGGAUAUUGAGUACGGAUUGCACCGUCAAUCUGCGAUGCUUUAUCACAUUAAACACAAUUCUUCCAUAAUAGGUUUUUAUCUCAUUUCAGAGAAAUGCAAAUCUCUGUG
Messenger RNA from Salmo salar (Atlantic salmon), 1862 nucleotides. Its product is annotated as purine nucleoside phosphorylase. Gene Ontology annotation, molecular function: purine-nucleoside phosphorylase activity. Lineage: Eukaryota; Metazoa; Chordata; Actinopteri; Salmoniformes; Salmonidae. The record is from RefSeq and is a predicted model, not a curated record. Gene Ontology annotation, biological process: nucleoside metabolic process. Gene Ontology annotation, cellular component: cytoplasm.